UCCGUUUACAUAUGAUCGUUCAAUCGUUUAGGAAGCUAAAUGAAAAUAUAGCUGAAGAAGUGCGACUCAGAUCAACAGAUAUUAUAUUAUAAAGCAUUGUUUAAAUAUAAAUAUUGAAAUCUUUCGACGAGCGACAAUUGACAAGGGCCUAGAGCAAAAUGGAGUGCGAUCAUUUAUCCCUGGUGCUGGGUCUACUACUAUGUUGCGUCUAUGCCAACGGUCUCGGGAUCUACAAACUUGGAAAGGAACUCAUUGUGAAUGGAAACAUGGAAUAUGAUAACUGGGAUUCACAAUACCAAUGGUACAGUCCUAAAGCCACAGUGACACAAGUACCAGGAGUGGUUGGGAAUGCUGCAGCCAUAUUGGAAAAGAAUCAAAAAUCAGUGCAGUUCGCUCAAAGGCUCUUCGAUGACAGAGCUCUGGAGUCCGGCGGUUAUUACUACAUGGAGGGUUAUGUAAAACUUCUGAACCAUCCUGGGGACGAGGAAUGGUACACGAUGAAUAUGAAGUUUCGCUACACUGGGGAAGAUUCAGUACAAACAUUUUUGGUAAUCGGGAGUUAUCCUCGACUGAGAGAUACUGAUGGCUGGGUAAAAAUUGCAGGAGAAUUUCGAGUUCCUGUAAAUAGUACGGGACAUAUUGUUAACGUGUACAGUGUGGAUGGUCCUAAUUUACAAUUCGCCGUAGAUGAAGUCAGUUUAAAGCAAAUAAUACCUGAUGACGAUUGGGAAGCUGCCGCCAAUGAAAUGAUUGAUGAAUACAGGAAGGGAGAAGUAAACGUCAAUGUGAAUAUCACCUAUAACUUAGAUCCAAGCUACGUCACAUUUAAGAUUAAGCAAUUGAGUCACGAUUUUCAACUUGGAGCAUAUGUUUGGUCUUCUACCAUCAAUGGAAGCACUGAUACAGCGUUGAUAAGAGAACGCUACCAGAAUUAUGUCUAUGACAACUUCAAUUCUGCCGCAACUAGUAGAGGCUUCAGGUGGAAAUUUGUAGAGAAAGACGAGGGUGUCCUUAAUUUUGAGACCGUCGACAAAGCUGUGUAUAGUCUUACGGAACGAGGAGUGAAUAUUGUUGGAGGAGAAGUGUUCUGGGACAGCACCUACUAUGGUUGGCCAGCAUGGGUCAAUGAUAAGACGCCAACAGAAACAGUACAAUUAAUGGAAAAGCGUGUGAACGACGUGGUGGGCUAUUUCAAUGAUAGGGUCAACACGUGGAUUGUAUCCAGAGACAAUCUCCAGAACGGAGUGUUUCUAAGUAAAACUGGAGACUAUAAGAUCGUUGAUAAAAUGUUCGAUUGGAUGGAAGCAGCGACUAACGGGGCAAACCUGAUUUUGACUAAUAUCAACGUGUUAAGACUAUCGACUUUUACCUCGGCUUUGGUCAAUCAAGCAAAGACCCUGAAGGAUUCCGGCCAUACUAUACAGAUUGGUGCUAUGGGAAUAUUUGACAGCAUCUAUACUAUAGAUCCCAUAGAGCUUAUGGCUCGUUUAGACAUCUUAGCGCAAGCAGAAGUUCCUAUAGUAAUAACUAAUUUGAUUGUGCAACGUACAGAUGUCAUGGAACGCGCCCAAGACCUUGAGAAGGUUCUGAGAGUUAUAUUUGCUCACCCAAAUGUAGAAAGAAUCAUUAUGGAUGGAUUUUGGGAUGGUAGACUUUUAAGAGAACAUAGUAGCCUCGUGGAUACAGAUAAGUUUGUGAUCAACAAAGCAGGAUGGACAUUAAGUCGAUUAUUUAAAAAGGAAUGGAGAUCCGACGGUAUAUUGACCCUUCCUGAGAAAUAUUUAGCGCAACAGACAGCCAGUUUUCGUGCAUUCUAUGGUGACUAUGAAAUGGACGUAAUGGUUGAUGAUGCAAUUGUGGAGACGCGGAAAUUCAGCGUUCAUAAGGGAAUCCCUACUAACAUUGAUGUUGAUAUCAAUAAAAGUGAAUGA
This is a messenger RNA of Owenia fusiformis, 1931 nucleotides long. The record is from the annotation of a GenBank genome assembly. NCBI's taxonomy places the organism in Eukaryota, Metazoa, Annelida, Polychaeta, Sabellida, Oweniidae.